Messenger RNA from Penicillium cinerascens, 2805 nucleotides. RefSeq lists its product as uncharacterized. The coding region runs from base 1 to 2805 and encodes 934 amino acids. Gene Ontology annotation, molecular function: beta-mannosidase activity. Gene Ontology annotation, biological process: glycoprotein catabolic process; carbohydrate metabolic process. The transcript has 2 exons. The record is from RefSeq and is a predicted model, not a curated record. NCBI's taxonomy places the organism in Eukaryota, Fungi, Ascomycota, Eurotiomycetes, Eurotiales, Aspergillaceae.
AUGCAUUUGUGGAAGAAACUCGCUUUGGCUGCGCUCCCAUCGACAUUCCACGCUGCGCUUAGCCAGCACGUGGUGGAUCUCAGCGGCGAUGGCUGGACCGUCAGCAGUAAAGCGCUGAACAUGUCGGCUCCGGGUCAUCUACCUUCACAGGUACAUUUGGAUCUCUAUGCCGCUAAUGUCAUUGAUGACCCGUAUUACGGUCUCAAUGAUUUCAACUUACGUUGGAUUCCUGACAACAACUGGACCUAUACAAGCGAGCCGCUCAAAGGGUUGUCUGGAAAAGCAAAAUCCUCUUGGCUUGUCUUUAACGGCCUGGACACAUUUACCACAAUUGAGUUUUGUGGCCAAUUCAUUGGUACCACGGAUAAUCAGUUCCGUCAGUAUACCUUUGACAUUUCCAAGGCACUCAGCAGCUGCAAGGGUGACCCUACUCUGGCCAUCAACUUUGGCAGUGCCCCCAAGAUUGCCAAUGCCAUCGCCGAAGAUCCGAACUCAGAGAAAUGGCCUUAUGGUCCUCAACAGAUCUACGAGUUUCCUAACCGUUGGUAUAUCCGGAAAGAACAAUCUGACUUUGGUUGGGAUUGGGGUCCAGCGUUUGCCCCAGCUGGCCCAUGGCAAGAUGCUUACCUCGUGCAAUUUGAAUGCAAAGAGAGCGUCAACAUUCUGAACACCGAUUUGGACAUCUUCCGCAAGGGACAAAUCAAUCACCUUCCACCCGACCAAAGCCAACCGUGGGUGGUCAACGCCAGUAUUGAUUUCCUUGGAUCUCUGCCGGCUAAAUCCUCCAUGAACAUUGAGGUGAAGGAUGUUGAGACUGGCAAGAUCCUUAAAUCGGGCCCUCUCGAGAAUGUUGCCACCACUGGACAAGCCAUUACCGGCAGUAUCACCAUUGAUGCGGAUGCCCCGAAUCUCUGGUGGCCGAAUGGGAUGGGCAAGCAGAGCUUGUAUAAUGUGACUGUUACCAUUCAGGACAGCGAGAAACAGGGGUUGGCCAGUGUCACCAAGCGUUCUGGAUUCCGAACCAUCUUCCUCAAUCGACUCAAUAUCACGGAGGAUCAGCUGGCCCAGGGCAUUGCGCCCGGCGCUAACUGGCACUUUGAGGUCAACGGCAAGGAGUUCUAUGCAAAGGGGUCCAAUUUCAUCCCCCCGGAUGCAUUCUGGCCCCGGGUUACUGAAGCUAGGAUGCAGCGACUAUUCACCGCUGUUAAGGCUGGAAACCAAAACAUGCUCCGGGUGUGGGCUUCCGGUGCCUAUCUUCCUGGUUUCAUUUACGACAUUGCCGAUGAAUACGGUAUUCUGCUUUGGAGUGAAUUCCAGUUCAGUGAUGCACUCUACCCAAGUGACGAGAAAUUCCUCGAAAAUGUUGCCGCUGAAGUUGUCUACAACGUGAGACGUGUCAACCACCAUCCGUCGUUGGCGCUGUGGGCUGGUGGUAACGAAAUCGAGAGCUUGGAGUUACCUCUUGUUCAAGAAGCGGCUCCAGAUCGAUACUCAUUCUAUGUUGGCGAAUAUGAGAAGCUUUUCAUCAGCCUGAUUCUGCCUCUUGUGUAUGAGAACACUCGGUCGAUCUCCUACAUGCCCAGCAGCACCAACAACGGGUACCUCUGGGUCAACAUGUCGGCUCCGGUCCCCAUGGCCGAGCGCUACAACAACAUCACCGCUGGCGAGUUCUAUUCCGAUACCGACUACUACAACUACGACAGCAGUAUGGCAUUUGACUAUGGCAGCUAUCCCGUUGGCCGUUUUGCGAACGAGUUCGGAUACCAUAGCAUGCCCAGUCUCCAGACUUGGGAGCAGGCUGUCGACAAGGAUGAACUUCACUUCAAUAGCAGCACUGUCAUGCUCCGAAACCACCACUACCCGGCCGGUGGCACCGAGACCCGCAACUUCAAAAAUUCAUCCAUGGGCAUGGCUGAGAUGACUAUCGCCGUUGAACGCUACUACCCUAUCCCCAACAAGGAUGACUCGGUUGCAAACUUCAGCGCAUGGUGUCACGCCACGCAGUUGUUCCAGGCCGAUAUGUACAAGUCUGAAAUCCAGUUCUACCGCCGUGGCAGUGGAAUGCCGGAACGACAGCUUGGCUCUCUGUACUGGCAGCUCGAAGAUAUCUGGCAGGCUCCAACCUGGGCCGGUAUCGAGUAUGACGGCCGCUGGAAGGUCCUUCACUAUGUUGCUCGCGAUAUUUACCAACCUAUUAUUGUCUCUCCUUUCUGGAACUACACCACCGGUGACCUUUCGGUCUAUGUGACCUCCGAUCUCUGGGAUACCGCUAGUGGCUCGGUGGACCUCGCCUGGGUCGAUUUGUCCGGAAAGCCCCUUCCUGGUAACGCCGGCACUCCCCAGACGCAGCACUUCACCGUUGGUGGUCUCAAUACCACCGAGAUUUACUCGGCGAAGAUCUCAGAUCUGUCUCUUCAUGACAGAAAGAACGCUGUUCUGGUCUUGUCGCUCAGUGCACAGGGCAGCCUUCCGAACUCCGAGUGCGGAUCUCUCACCACCUUCACCCACCGUAGCCAGGUCGCUACCGAGUUCCCAAACCGCCUCGCUCUUGUCGAUCCGGAAGUCCAGGUUACGCACGACGAGAAGACUGGUACUUUCACCGUGGAAGCCAAGAAGGGUGUCUCGCUCUACACUUGGCUCGAUUACCCGUCCGGUGUCGUCGGCUAUUUUGAUGACAAUGCGUUUACCUUGCUUCCUGGAGAGAAGAAGACUGUUAAUUUCACUGUUCAAAAGGAUGAAACAGAUGGCAAGUGGGCCAAGGGCGUCACCAUUCAGAGUCUCUGGGAUCAAACAACAAGAGACUAA